UUGGGCCGUGUUUGGUUCGCAAAGAGUCCGUAUUCCUGAAAUAAAAACUUUAAAACCCCUUCUCUUCCUCUUCUGUAACUCCGUCUUCCUCAGAUAACCGAAAAUGUCAGAUCAAUACUGGAGGUACAACGACUCACGGCAACCCCCCGCCGUUUCCUCACUCCCCGUUAAACGCCCUCGCUCCGAAUAUGAUGAUCCAUCUGGACGGGAUCUGGCUAGUUAUUAUUCUCGGGAGGAUGACAGGGUAACUCAGCGUGCAGUUAGAGAUACCGAGUCCAUAAAUGAAUCUUAUGAUCGAUAUCUACGUAAUGGGCAAAUUUAUCCUGGGGCAGACUCAGGCAGAUUACCUGCUUCUGGAAUAUCUAGUCAUGCUGACCCUCGCAUGGGAAAUGAUCCCCGAAUGGGAAAUGAUCCCCGAAUGGGAAAUGAUCCUCGAAUGGGAAAUGAUCCGCGCAUGUCUGGUGACCCGCGUAUGGUAAGCGAUCCACGAAUGAGUAGUGACCCUCGAAUGGCAAGUAUUGGAAUUAUGGACCCUGGAAUGUCAGUAAAGGGGCGGGGAUCCAACCUUGGAUCCGGAAGGUCUGAGGUUCCCCUUCCACCUGAUGCUAGCAGUACUCUGUAUGUGGAGGGCUUGCCUGCAAACUGUACGCGUAGGGAGGUGGCCCACAUUUUCCGCCCCUUUGUGGGCUACAAGGAAGUCAGGCUUGUGACCAAGGAAGCAAGACAUUCUGGGGGAGAUCCAAUUGUGCUGUGCUUUGUUGAUUUUUUGAGUCCUGCACAUGCUGCAACAGCGUUGGAUGCCUUACAAGGUGGUCAAUAGGGAGUUUGCCUGAUAUCUGUGUUUCAAGUUCUGAAACUUCUGUGGGUAUUCUAGUAUAAGAGCGCGGCUGUGUGCGAGAAUUUUGUUAUUCCGGCUACUUGAUCCUACCUUUAGCUUAGACCUGGUCAACUAUAGCCCGGCUUGAAAAAGUACGGAUUUGGGUAGCCUAAAAUAUGUUUUUAGACCAAAACCCCAGCCCGGCUGCAAAACCCAGACCAAAUUAAUGGAUUUGGGCAAGAUUUUUUGUGUUGAAGCCUGGCCCGACCCGACCCGAAAUUUGAUCACCUCUCCUUUAGCAUGGUUCUCUGGACGAGUGUUGGGGUAGCGAUCAGCUGGAAAUAGUUUGCUUUGAUGGAUAUACUCAUAUACGGAAUGCAACAUCUUGUAAAAUGGAUAUGAAUUUCCCAGAUCAGAAUUGUCGUGGUCUAGAACUGGAUUGUGUUGGUAAUUAGUUUAGGGGUGUCAAAUCGGGUCAUCGGAUCGGUUUCGGAUCGGUUAUAAACGGUUCGGGUCUUGUCGAAAUCGGAUAAUAUCGGGUUAAUGUUUCUAUCCGGGUCAAUUCGGAUCGGUUCGGAUAACUUCGGUUUCGGAUGAAGUCGGUUAAUAUGAUGUUACAAAUUUGUUAUUGAGUUCAUUCCUCUGCUUGACCUAUCUCACCAAUGUGAGAUUGACUUUGAAAUCAUGUUCAAAGUGUACCAAAAAUUAAAACAGAAAAAUGCUCGGAUGCACUUAACUUUACUACUUUAGGUACACCGAGAUGUAUAAUAGAUGUUCUUGAUGUAUUGCUCCAUUUCCACGUGAUUAUUACAUGUAUAAUUGCCAAACUUUUGCAAAAAUGCAAUGUACCUAUCUCAGAGUUUGUAGAUUGUUAUGUAGAAAACUUUUCCGUAGAC
Spinacia oleracea (spinach) is the source of this 1713-nucleotide messenger RNA. Its product is annotated as nuclear speckle RNA-binding protein A. Bases 104 to 820 code for a protein of 238 amino acids. The record is from RefSeq and is a predicted model, not a curated record. Lineage: Eukaryota; Viridiplantae; Streptophyta; Magnoliopsida; Caryophyllales; Amaranthaceae. The transcript is spliced from 6 exons. Gene Ontology annotation, molecular function: RNA binding.